AUGGAUCAUCAUGCAACAUUGUCAGAUGAUCAACUUUCAUCAUCUUUCAACACAAUUAUAAAAGAAACAAGAAAAGAUAAGAUGAUAUCAUCGGAUUUGUUUACUCCCAAGAGUGAUUUCUCAGAGAAAUGUCAUAUCAAAUCAAUGGAUCAAUAUAGAGAGAUGUAUCUCGAAAGUAUUAAUAAACCAAAAGAGUUUUGGGAUAGAUAUGCUAAAUCUACUCUAUCUUGGUUCCAACCAUAUGAUAAGGUUAUGUCAGGAAACUUUAUAAAUGGAGAUAUAACAUGGUUUCAAAAUGGUAAAUUGAAUGUAUCAUAUAAUUGCAUAGAUAGACAUUUGGAAAGUAAAAAGGACAAGGUAGCCAUUAUAUACGAAGGAGAUAGUCCAGAUCAUAUCAGAAAGAUCACAUACUAUGAGUUGUUGAUGGAGGUUUCUAGAUUGGCUAACCUCUUGAAAUCGUUGGGUGUCAAAAAGGGAGACACCGUUGCCAUAUAUAUGCCAAACACUCCAGAGGCAAUCUACUCGAUGUUGGCGUGUGCACGUAUCGGUGCCAUCCAUUCGGUCAUUUUUGCCGGUUUUGGAUUCGACUCUAUCGUGUCUCGUGUGCAAGAUGCAGCUUGCAAGGUGAUUAUAACGGCUGACGAAGGUGUCCGUGGCGGCAAGAUCAUCCCACUCAAGAAAAAGAUUGACGAGGUUGCCAUCCACUGCAACACCGUGUCCAACGUCAUUGUCUUUAGAAACACGGGGUACGCCACUCCACCCCACACCCGCACGAUACUGGGAGAUGAUCGAGCGCCACAAAAUCACGCAGUUUUACACUGCGCCAACCGCGAUCCGUUCACUCAUGAAGUAUCCCACCAGCUUUGUCGAAAAGUGCAACAAGCGUUCGCUGCGUGUGCUCGGCACGGUCGGCGAGCCGAUCAACCCCGAGGCGUGGCGCUGGUUCUACAACUCGCUGUGCUAGACCCACACUCGGGCAAGGAACUGACCGGCAACAACGUCGAGGGUGUCUUGGCCAUCGACGGUGGAUGGCCCGGUAUUGCACGUACAGUGUUUGGGUCGCACCAGCGAUACCUGUCAGCAUACAUGAAGCAGUACCCAGGCUACUACUUUACAGGCGACGGCGUCAAACGUGACGAAGAUGGUUACUACUGGAUCCAAGGUCGUGUCGACGACGUCAUCAACGUCGCCGGUCACAGACUUGGCACAGCCGAGCUUGAGAGUGCCCUCGUUGGCCACUCGUCGUGCGCAGAAGCCGCUGUCAUUGGCUACCCCCACGAUAUCAAGGGACAAGGUAUCCUAGCAUUCUGCACACUCAAACAAGGGUACGACGAAAGCGACGAGAUUAUCGCAUCGCUCAAGAUCGAGGUCAGAAAGAUCAUCGGUCCCUUUGCCACACCCGACGUCAUUAUCAUCACUCCAUCUCUUCCCAAGACACGUAGUGGUAAGAUUAUGCGUCGUAUCCUCCGUAAAAUCGCCUGUCAUGAAUCUUCACCAGAACAACUAGGCGAUAUCUCUACUCUUGCCGAGCCAGAAGUUGUCCCUUACCUAAUUGACAAGGUUGGUGCUGCUUUACCAAAACAUCAUUAA
Cavenderia fasciculata is the source of this 1590-nucleotide messenger RNA. RefSeq names its product acetyl-CoA synthetase (gene acsA). Gene Ontology annotation, molecular function: acetyl-CoA synthetase activity. NCBI's taxonomy places the organism in Eukaryota, Evosea, Eumycetozoa, Acytosteliales, Cavenderiaceae. Bases 1 to 1590 code for a protein of 529 amino acids. The record is from RefSeq and is a predicted model, not a curated record. Gene Ontology annotation, biological process: acetyl-CoA biosynthetic process. The transcript is spliced from 6 exons.